AGAAAAUUUCUAUUUAAAUCUUAUCUUUUAUCUUAUCUUUUUAUUAAUGGAUAAUGAAGUACUUGAUGAAAGUGAAAAAGCACGUUUGCGCCGUAAAGUUAGAAAAGAAAGGAUUCUAGGACAUGAAUCAGAGCGUUUAUCAAAGAUUGCUAGAGUUUUAUAUCCGGAAUCAUCUUUUGAGGAGAAAAAAACAUUAAAUUUGAGUGAAAUAUCAUCUAAAACAAAGGAAUCUAAUGAAACGAAUUCUUUUGCUUUUGAAGCAUUAAAUGACCAGAGAAAAUCAACAUAUCCUACAGAAAAUUCAUCAUUUGGAUUAGAUUCACAAGAAUCAUUAGAUUUUCUUAAUGAAAAAAACAAUUUAUUUGAAAACUAUCAGGAUAAAAUUAUAUCCAAUUCAAUUUCUUUUCUAAAGGAUAUAUUUUUUAAUGAAGCAUCUACAGCUCAAUCUAGAGAGCCGGAUCCUUUAGUAUAUCCUAUUACAUCAAGUUCUAGUGAAAAAUGGAGACAAUGGAUCCAUUUUGUUUCUACUAUGGCACUUUUACUUAAAGUUGUAUUAGGACAUACAAAAUUUUUGGGUACGAAUCAGGAUCGUCUUACUUAUUCUAUGGAGCAGCCAAUUUUUUACUAUUUCAUGAUGAUCCAAUGGAUUUUACAUUCUAUUUGGCUUCUACUUCAAACGACCUAUUCUCACCCUACUAACUGGUUUUUUCUAGAUCCUUAUCUUUCUCCUUCUUUAAAAUCAUAUUUAACUAUUCUUUCUCGCUUCUACUUGGUCUACAAAACAUGCAUACGCGAUAUUUGUCUUAUUGUAUUCGUUCUUGGCUCUGUUGCUGCCUGGAAUCAAUUAUUUUCCCAUUCUUGACCAAAUAUAUUUUUUUUCAAAAUUAUACACAAAUCUCUUUUAUUUU
Molecule: messenger RNA, 908 nt
Organism: Pneumocystis carinii B80
Lineage: Eukaryota; Fungi; Ascomycota; Pneumocystomycetes; Pneumocystales; Pneumocystaceae
Exons: 3
Coding region: 47-862 (271 amino acids)
Source: RefSeq, a predicted model, not a curated record